CGCAGAGCAAGCAGAGCUGCAACCACAAGCUGUCUGAGCAGAAAUAUCAAUGAUGGGGUUCAGUCUACACACUCUACUAGCAUGUCUGGUUUUGAUGAGCGCAGUAAAGGAACGGGCGGCAGUUGACCCUCGGGUAAUUUCCAGCCCCUCACCCACAACUACUGCUCCAAACGUCCCAUCAGGCAGCACGUCUUUCCCCAGCACGGAAACAGAAGAUCCAACGACAGCCAGCACUGAAGAGGUUACAGCAGGAUAUACAGAGUCUGUCACAGAGGAGUCUGGGACUUCUGCUUCAGAACUGCCCCAAACCACGAAUGCAGCUCCAAGCAAUAGCAGCACCGGCGUCCCCAUCUCAACACCUGCCGAUAAUGUCAACGAAACCGCCACUCCAAUCGCCAACAGUACGGGGCCCACCAGUCCAAUGACCACCAGUAUGAAGCCCACCACUCCAGUCGCCACCACUAUGAAGCCCACCACUCCAGUCGCCACCACUAUGAAGCCCACCACUCCAGUCGCCACCACUAUGAAGCCCACCACUCCAGUCGCCACCACUAUGAAGCCCACCACUCCAGCUGCCACCACUAUGAAGCCCACCACUCCAGUCGCCACCACUAUGAAGCCCACCACUCCAGCUGCCACCACUAUGAAGCCCACCACUCCAGUCGCCACCACUAUGAAGCCCACCACUCCAGUCGCCACCACUAUGAAGCCCACCACUCCAGCUGCCACCAGUCCAACUGCCACCACUCCAGUCGCCACCAGUCUGCAGACAGAUACUACCAUCACAAACACAGAGGCGGACCCGAAGCCUGUGGAUGCAGGACUGGUUAUAGGCCUCAUCUUUUUCCUGUCCAUGCUGUUCGUUGUUUCGGCGCUGGUCUUUUUCUACUACACCAGGGCGAGAGGCGAGCAGUACGGUAUUCUAGUGGACAGCAGCGAGUCCAGGAACUUGGGAAGCUUCAACAACCCCAUGUACGACGCUUAAAUUCCACACACCCUGCAUCCAGCCCCAGACCAUCGCCUGUUGAAUAUCUCAUAAUCUAUUGUACAUUAAAUGUUUAAAUACAGAGAGAUUU
Molecule: messenger RNA, 1076 nt
Organism: Salarias fasciatus (jewelled blenny)
Lineage: Eukaryota; Metazoa; Chordata; Actinopteri; Blenniiformes; Blenniidae
Product: hepatitis A virus cellular receptor 1-like
Exons: 4
Coding region: 50-985 (311 amino acids)
Source: RefSeq, a predicted model, not a curated record